Paraglomus brasilianum is the source of this 3981-nucleotide messenger RNA. Lineage: Eukaryota; Fungi; Glomeromycota; Glomeromycetes; Paraglomerales; Paraglomeraceae. The record is from the annotation of a GenBank genome assembly.
AUGUCUGCAACACCACGAAACGUCUCGCCCUCAAUAUCACGUAAACCCAUUAGUCAAGGCAGCUCAGGGACAAAUAAUGCAUCUGAUAUCGACCAGUUAUUGGACUUAAUCGACUCUCAAUUAGCAGCCUCAAAACCUCCGGCACAAACAACGCAGUCGAAUAAUGACUCGGCGACGUCGACUCCACAAGCACAUUCAGGAGCAGCGCCGCCACAAAUUGCGUCAUCUUCUAGUUACUCUAAUUAUUCUGCUUCAACAAGUAGCAAGCCUUUGCCUGAUCCUUCAAGUCAACAUACAUAUGCUAACAAUCCUAUCCCUUCUCAAUUAGCGACAGCAGCACCACAGCCCUCCAUAUCAUAUGUAAUGCCGAGCAGUAGUAAUACGGAUACUACAAAUUCUUAUAAUGCAUCGUAUCAUCCGCAUAAUAAUAUACAACCACCUGGUUCAGCGCAGACUUCGUAUUAUGGGAGUACAUCACAAUACUAUGCAGCUCAAAAUUAUCCCCAGUCUGGUAAUUACUACUCGCCUUAUCCACAACACUGGCAGACUACACACAAUCUAUACACGAGUGCGAGCGGGCGACCUUUGCCGACGCCUCCUGGUCCAAAUUAUAAUUAUGGGGGCGUUCCCGCAAGUUAUACAUAUGAUAACCCUCAAUAUCCAGCCGUGUCUCCAACAAGUGGAGAGUCAUUAUCUUAUUUAAGUUAUAAUAUGCCUGAGCCCCGGACAUACGUUUCUCCGUCUCCUCAAUACCAAUCGAUCCCGGAGACGGAGGCUGCUCUUAAUGAUGGACGUAGACCACUUCCAUUACCAACGCAACCUGGACAACAACCCACUACUGUAAACAAUUUCUCAAAUCCGAGCGCUCAACCUCAAAAACGGCGUUCUAGUCAAAGUUCUAAAGAUCAUAGUGAUGAUGUCUAUGCUGCUUAUCCAACUGAACACAGGCGGCCUACCAGUUUGCCGUCUGUUCCCGAGAAGCCGCGAAAGGAAACUGAUCCGUAUACGCCGAGCAGUGCGUCAGCAAUUCAACAAAAAAAGAAGGACAUUUUCCACGGGAUUAAUGGAAUGAUGAAUCCUGCCCUUCUUUCAAACAUAGCCCUAGUAUUUAAAGCAAUAAUUAAAUUAGGCCCGCAUGUAAAAGGGGUUAUUGAAUAUCCAGACAGCUUUAACGGGAAUGACGCAGUGAACACUAUACUUAGUCUUCUGCCGACUAAUACACAUCGCCGACUUGCACUAUCGAUGGCACGAUCGCUGGAAGCACAACUUUACUUUCAUUCAGUCGACUGGUCUAUAGUAACGGUGGUCAGAGAUAACGAUGACGAAGUCUAUACGUUUCUUAAUCCUGACCCUUACUCACCAUCUACGUGGGAGUGGGAUGAAGACUUUCCUACGGGUGUAUUUCCUAGUGUUGCAAAAUGUUACAGUCCUCAAUGUUCGACGGACGGGAAAGGGUGCUAUUCGAGAACUUGUCCCAACUACGUGCCGAAUGAGGAGGAAGCCUCUAAAAAAAGCGAACCGCCUCUCAACCGACAGUUCAGUACAAUGUCAUUAGCAUCGGAUCAGUCAGAACCGGGGUUAAAUAGGCCUCCUGCAUCAUCGCAGGAAAGAACAUGGAUGGCAUCUGUUCCGAAAGAAAUAUCCGAUAAGCUUGAUAAAGAGGAACAAAAGCGACAAGAGAUAAUAUUCGAGACUAUCUAUACUGAAGAGGAUUAUGUUAAGGAUUUAAAUCUAUUAGAGGAGUUGUAUGUAGACGGAUUGCGAAAAGCCUCGCCGCCAAUUAUUUCUCCAGCCCGAGUGGAAAUGUUUAUCCAAGAUGUGUUUUAUAACGUAUUCGACAUUCGUGAACACAAUCAACGACUACUCGAGCGGUUACGUGAACGACAGCGGGAAGGCUACGUGGUCGAAAAAAUUGGCGAUAUUUUCCUGCAAAGCGCGUUGGAUUUUGGGAAUGAUUACAUAUUAUAUAAUGGUCAUUUCCCGUUGGCUGACAAUUAUUUGAGAGCUGAAAAGGCUAGGAAUCCAGCAUUUAAGAGCUUUCUAGAGCAAUGUUCACGUCGUCCAGAGGCGCGCAAACUCGAUUUUCGUCACUUCAUACAACGACCAACGACGCGUCUACAGCGCUACACACUCCUCCUUGAGCAGAUUCUGAAACACACUGCUGAUGGGCAUCCCGACAAGGGAGUCCUUGAAAAUGCUUGGAAAAAUAUAAAAGAACUGUGCAAGGAAAGUGAUAAUAAAGUGCAUGAGGCUGAGAAACGAUUGCGCAUAGUCGAAUUAGACCGCAAAUUAGUAAUGAAGACUGGAGAAACCUGCCCGGCACUCAAACUUCUUGAUCCUAACCGUCGACUGCUCUUUAAGGGUGAAUUACAGAAAAGAUCUGAUACUGGCAUCGAAUGGCUAGAUUUGUAUGUGUUUUUGUUCGAUCAUUAUCUGGUCAUGACUAAGCCAAAGAAGGGUAAUGAUGGAGAAGUCAAGUACAUAAUUUCAAAGAAGGCUAUUCCUUUGGAUAUGUUGGUGGUUGAUUUGUCUAUUGAGCAGCCACAACCUAGAUCAAUCCAUUUCCCUACCUUGAACGUUCUCGGUGAUGGAAGACGAGCGAGGACCGGCAGCCUCGGAUUUCAAGGAUCUGGCCCACCAAUGGUCACAAAUCUGGACGGACAAGAUAAUCAAAUGAAUCGGCAAGCAGUAUACCCAUUUACGGUCAUUCACAUAGGUAAACAUGGCGGGACUUAUCAGCUUUUUGCGGAUUCAGCUAACACGAGAAGAGUGUGGAAGGAAAAGAUUCUUGAGGCUCAGAACAAAUUACAGCUUAGUAGAUCUCAUCAGCAAGUGUUUGAACUUUUUACUCUCAAUGAUGCCACUUUCGGAUCACACCCAGCUGCCACUAAUGGCCCUAAUUCUGGGCCAUCUUCGUGGAAAGGCAAGGUUAUUUGCUCGGUACCAUUCGUUACCUCUGAAAAGAGGCACAUGGUUGCUAUUGGCACUGAUGAAGGAGUAUGGAUGGGCCUUGGUGGCGAAACCAACUCAUUUCGCAAUGUGCUAAGAAUCAACAAUGUAACACAGAUGGCAGUAUUGGAGGAAUAUGGCCUGUUUAUUGUGUUGGCAGAUAGAAUGCUUUGGGCUUAUUCAUUAGAAGCAAUGAUACCGUCAUCUGGAAACAGUUCGACAACCAGUAAUCAAGUUUCUCGACAUCCACAAAAAGUUACUCAGAGUACGAACGUACAAUAUUUCGGAGUUGGAACAAUCACGGAUAAAACACUGCUGGUUUAUAUGAAAAGGAGAGGAUUAGAAAGUCAUUUCAAAGUAUUAGAACCAGUGAUAUCUCCGCAGAAUUCAACAGAAAAAAGUCGGGGAUUGGGAGCAAUCAGUUCACGACGAUUUGGCAUCGGAAGAAAUGAAUGGUUUAAAGAGUAUAAGCAAUUAUAUAUUCCAUCUGAAUCAUAUUCAGUGAGCUUUCUAAGAUCUAAGCUCUGUGUAGUAUGCACGCGAGGAUUUGAAAUAGUCAAUCUGGAUACACUAUUACCCACUACGAUACCUGACUUUAGUGAACCAGAAUUUGCCUCUAUUGCACGACAGUGCGAAGGUUCUAAACCACUUGGAAUGUUCCGACUUGGGGAUAAUGAAUUUCUGCUGUGCUAUGACCAGAUCUUCUUCUAUGUUGACAGACAUGGCGAACUAUCUCGUCCCACUUCUUACCAAUGGGAAGGCACCCCUGAGGCUGUCGCACUUCAUAUGCCUUAUGUCAUUGCGUUUGAUCCCUCGUUCAUCGAGAUAAGACACGUUCAGAGCGGUGAGCUCGUUCAAGUAAUACCAGGAAAGAAUAUGCGAUGUCUAAACGACAACACAACAGGAAGACACGCAGUGCAUGCCGUAAUGCAACAUCCAUUCACAGACACGCAAUAUAUAUUCCAACUUGUUUUGGCAGAGAAUAGGAGAAGCAAUAGCAUUAUUCGAGGAGUUUCUUCAAAUUUAGCCUAA